Messenger RNA from Hydra vulgaris (swiftwater hydra), 1340 nucleotides. RefSeq names its product adenosine receptor A2b. Gene Ontology annotation, biological process: phototransduction; cellular response to light stimulus; G protein-coupled receptor signaling pathway. The record is from RefSeq and is a predicted model, not a curated record. Lineage: Eukaryota; Metazoa; Cnidaria; Hydrozoa; Anthoathecata; Hydridae. Gene Ontology annotation, cellular component: plasma membrane. Gene Ontology annotation, molecular function: G protein-coupled photoreceptor activity.
UAUUCAUUUCGGAGAACUGUCAACAACUGUUUUAUGAAAUAUUGAAAUAUCUAUAUAAAAUGGCAUGACGAAGUUAAUGGUAAAUCUUUUGACGAUUUUUAAUGACCGUUUUAAUUCGAAACUAUGAUAAACAACACGCGCAAUAGUUUUGACAACGCCAUAUAUACAGCAACAACAUUCAACGAGUCAUAUAGAUCAAAGUGUUUUACUUGGAAAAUAAUAUUCACCAUCUUAUUAAUAGUUAUCUUGCUACUUGGAAUCGUUGGGAAUUCAUUAGUAAUAAUGGCUGCACGUAAUUCAAUUCAACUACAGAGAAGAAUUACAACAAUAUUUAUUGUUAGUUUAGCAUUCUCUGAUUUGACGAUUGGCAUCAGUCAAAUACCCUUGAAGAUAUACUUUGAAUUAAAUUCAAAUGUUUGGUAUAAAUCGGUUUGCUAUUAUUAUUUCAUGAGCGACGCUAUUGGUUAUGUGGCAAAUAUUUUAAGCCUUUUUGCAAUUGUCAUUGACAGAUUUAUUCUUUUACAAAUACCAUUUUGGUAUAACAAUCUUUUAUCCUCACUGAAAGCUAAGCUGCUGGUGAUAUCUAUUUGGAUAUUUUCUUUUGGUUGGGGUAUACUAUGCAUAUUCAGCUGGACCCGCUUAACCAUCUCAACCAUAUUUGUUGAAAAUAAAUCUUGUGUUAACGAUAAUUACGUAUUUUAUGCAACUUCGUUUUUUGGAAUAUAUGGACCUGUUUUAUUUAUCAUGACAAUUUCUUAUACAAGCUUUAUGAUACUUAUUCAUCGUCACAUAAAAGCUAUCAAGUUAACGGAAAUAAAAAAUAAUGUCGUCAAGUUAAACCGUGAAAUAAAAGCAACAAAAACUGUAGCUGUGAUCUAUCUAUCUUUUUUAAUAUCUUACUUCCCUUCUUGUGUUAUUAAUGGUAUGAUAUUUGUAGAUCCCAAAUACUUUCCAAAUUUAAAAUCUAAAAAGAAACUUUUAAUACAACUUAUAUUUUAUAUUUUUAUUGAAAUCCUUCCAGUCAUUAGUACAGCAGCAAAUCCACUUAUUUACAGCUUUAUGGACAAAAACUUCCGAAAUGAAUUCAACAGAAUUAUUUACCGAAUGUCGUUAAAAGUAGGAGUAAAAAUAAAACAACCGGAGUUAAAAUUAAGAAGACGUGGAAUAAAAAAAAACAUCAACAGCUAGUAUACGAUAAAGAAUAUAAACUAAAAGAAGUAACAUAUGCUGAUUAGAUAACAGAACAAACGUUGAUCUACCAACUAGCCUAUUUUUAAUUUUAAUAAUAUGUCUCGGUACCAAAUACUUUAUAUAAAAAAAAAAAAAACAAAAAAAAAAAA